CUUCGUGUCGUCUCAAUAUAAGCACUUUAUGCUCAAUAUCUUCUUGCAGAUAAUAAAGCGCGCACAACUCACUAUCAAGCCAUUCAGAUCACAUAUGCCGUCAUCAGAUACUGAGCAGCUGCAUGGGGACAGCAAGCGGGCAAAGAUUUCGGCGGAAGCACCAGCCGCAACGCCUGCUGAGGAGACAGUUGCAAAGCCAGCGCCUCAAUCCACCACUUUCUAUCAGACGGAAACAGACGUUGGCAUCACUGAAUUCAUCACGCCUGGAUGGAAAGGGUUCGAUGCUGUGAUCAAGCACCGGUUCUGCGACUUCCUUGUCAACGAGAUUGACCUGUCAGGCAGGGUCGUCCACCUGACAUCGUUUACGGACGCAGAUGACCCAGCGCCUCCCAAAGACGAGGACGACUUGGAGGUGCCUGAAGACCCAAAGGAGGCAUUUGAGGAGGCAUUCAAGCACCUGGCAGAGAUCCUGGGCGCGGAGGACGCACAGCAUAUCAGGACACUGCUAGAAUCCGGCGAGGACACAGAAGCGGCGUUUGUGCUGGAGCGGGAGCUGGACAAACACACACGCACGCGUAUUUACGGCGUGACAAACAACUUUUUGCCUACUCGUGUCUCUGUCAACACGCAGGACGGGCAGAUGGUGUUCAAGCGGCUGCCGCCCAACUCCAAGCCGAAGAGCGGACGCCGCCGGUGGGAGCAUGUGGGCGAGUUCUGCCACUUUGUGAUGCAGAAGGAGAACCGUGACUCGAUGGACAUUCUGAACCAGCUGGCGAAGCUUCUGCGUGUCAAGCCGGGGUGCUUUGGCAUGGCGGGCACAAAAGACAAGCGCGGCGUGACGGUGCAAAAGUGCUCGUCGUUCAAGAUCGAGCAUAGCCGGCUGAUCUGGGCGUCGCUAAAGCUGCAGGGUGCCAGACUUGGCAACUUCAGCUACGCACCCCGCGACUUGAGCCUUGGCGAUCUUGCUGGCAACCAGUUCCAAAUUGUCCUCAGGUACGUUGAGGGAGCCGAUCCUGUGUCGCUGCAGCCAGUGCUGGACGGAAUCACAAACACAGGGUUUAUCAACUACUUUGGCAUGCAGCGGUUCGGCAACAGCAGCGUGCCGUCGCAGGCCGUGGGUAUUGAGGUGCUGAAGGCCAACUGGCAAAAGGCGGUUGAUCUGAUUCUCAUGCCGCGCGAGGGCGACCACUUCAAGGUGGCCAAGGCGCGUGCCAUCUGGGCCGAGACCAAGGAUGUCCAGGGCACUCUGUCUGCGAUGCCGCCGCGUAUUGCCAUGGCAGAGCGCAGCAUUCUGCUGCAUUUCCUCAAGACCAAGAACCAGAGAAACUGCGCUGGUGCGUUCGGCACAAUCCCGCGCAACCUGCGGCUCAUGUACCUGCACGCGUAUCAGUCGUUUGUCUGGAACUCGGCCGUCAGCAAGCGCAUUGAACUAUUCGGUAUGCAGGGUCCAGUGCCUGGCGAUCUGGUGAUCAAGGCAGAGGGUUUCAAGGCAGGGAAGACCGACGAGCAGACGGGCGAGCGCGUCCGGCAUAAGCCGGUGGUGGUGACCGCGGAGAAUGCGAGCGAGUACUCGAUCUACGAUGUGGUCUUGCCACUGCCAGGUGCUGCAAUCGAGUACCCAGAGAACCAGGUCAAGUCGUUCUAUGUGGACCUUAUGAUGAAGGACGACCUGUCGCCGUUUGCCCUCGGCAAGCAUCCGUCAAAGGAGUAUCGGACUGGCAGGCGCCCAAGGGACUUUUCGUACGAGUGGAUGCGGUACGACGAUGGCGAUCUGCCGCUGCUGUUGACUGAUGUCGAUAAAAUCAUGGAGAAGGAAGAGCCCAAGUCGCUGGAGAACGGGCAGCAUCUUGCGCUCAAGCUAAAGUUUGACCUGCCGUCCAGUGCGUAUGCAACAAUGCUACUGCGCGAGCUGAUGCGUCAAGAGACUGCCAGCGGAUACCAGUCCAAGAUGAGCGAGCAGAAGGCAGACCAAGCCGCCGGCCUGUAGGCGCCAGAUUUUUAGUAUGUGAAGGUUCCAAAAAUAUCCAGUGCCUAGAAAAAAAUUGGCCAUGCCCAG
Messenger RNA from Linderina pennispora, 2056 nucleotides. Its product is annotated as tRNA pseudouridine synthase D. The record is from RefSeq and is a predicted model, not a curated record. Gene Ontology annotation, biological process: pseudouridine synthesis. Bases 95 to 1987 code for a protein of 630 amino acids. Gene Ontology annotation, cellular component: nucleus. The transcript is spliced from 2 exons. Gene Ontology annotation, molecular function: RNA binding; pseudouridine synthase activity. Lineage: Eukaryota; Fungi; Kickxellomycota; Kickxellomycetes; Kickxellales; Kickxellaceae.